Molecule: messenger RNA, 430 nt
Organism: Chrysoperla carnea
Lineage: Eukaryota; Metazoa; Arthropoda; Insecta; Neuroptera; Chrysopidae
Product: cuticle protein 19.8-like
Exons: 2
Coding region: 75-383 (102 amino acids)
Source: RefSeq, a predicted model, not a curated record
UUGUCAUCAGUUUGAAUCAAACAAUCAAAUACAAGUUUUUAACUAAUUGUUAAUCAAAACAAAACAAAUUCAAAAUGUUCAAAUCAGUUGCUAUUGUUGUAUUCGCCAUUGUUGCUUGUGUAUCAUGUGCACCAAAACCAGAAGCUAAACCAGGAGUUUUAGCACCAGUUGUAGCAGCACCAGUAGCAGCACCAUUAGUUGCUGCAGCACCAGCUGCCUAUGUAACAGCAACCAGUUCUCAAGUGAUUGCUAGGAAUUAUAAUGGUUUAGCUGCACCACUUGUAGCUGCUGCCGCUCCAUAUGCCGUUGCACCAGCCUAUGCACCAUAUUAUGCUGCACCUUAUGCUUAUGCUCCAUAUGCCGCUGCUCCAGUACUUGUUUAAUUAACAAAUAUAUUGUUGUUUUAUGUUAAAAUUCCACUUUUAUGUUC